GUUUGAAAACGAAUGCGACGCGGUCAAGACAAAGAAUUCGAUUUUCAAUAAAUCGAAAGUGCAUACAAACUAAAUAAAGAAAAUUUUUGAAAAUAAUUUUUGUAAUCUUUUUUGUUGUGUGUGCAGAGAAGUGUGGCAAAGCAAGAGAAAGAAAAAUUUAAUUAAAAAACGGAAAAUAAAUGGCAAAAAGAUAACAACUAUAAAUUGAAAAUCGAGUACAAGCCAAUCCAAGCCAAUCAAAAAUGGGGAAAGAUCGACUUCCUGAGCUUUUACAGCGCUCGCUAAGCACGAACUCAAACUCAAAUUCGUCAUCCAACGGUUCAUUGCUUUUAAACGUGUACAAUGGUACCACGGAGUUCCUGACCAACAACACCGGUGGUAACAACAGCUACAGUGCCAUUAGCCAAAACUGCAACAAUAAUAAUACAAAAAGUGUCGAAUCCAAUAAUCGGUUAAGCUCGAAAAUGUCGCAGCUUGGCUCGAAUGUGGAUGAAAUACUCAAUCCGUACACAGAGAUACGACAACAACUCGCACAGAUUGCCGCCAAUUUGGAGACGAUGAGCAGAAUGUCCCAAACCGUGAAUCUGCGAACGUUCAACGAAAACGAGAUGGAUGAGCUUCACAGCAAGAACCUGAGGAUAGGCAAUCAGCUGAUGACGCGAUUCAAGGACUUCAAGUCGAAUCUACCAGUGGAGAACGAUUACAGCUUGGAGGCAAGAAUAAAAAGGACCCUCUUUUACGGACUGCACCAGACUUUCAUUAAUCUCUGGCAUAAAAACGAACUAUUUCUGCAAAACUACGAGGCAAAAGUCAAAAAGAAUUUGAGACUGCACACAAAAAUCAUUAAUUCAGAAGCCAGCGAACAAGAAAUAGAGUUACUCAUCGAGAACAAGACAACCAAACUCUUUGUGGAUAAUUAUCUACAGGAGACGGAGAAGGAGCGGCAGACGCUCCGCGAGAUGAUGGAGCGGUUUAACGAGCUUCGUCGCUUGGAAAAGUCCAUCGAGGAGGUUCACGCUCUGUUUAUGCGCAUCCAAACAUUAGUGAUGGAGCAGAGCGAGGUGAUCCAGCGGGUGGAGUUCCACGCCCAGCAGGCUACCAUCCACGUGGACAAAGGUGCUGACGAGCUGGACCAGGCCGAACAGCACCAAAAAAAGGCACGGAAGAAAAAAAUAAUGCUCGUCUUGAUACUUGCAGCCAUUUUAAUAGUAUUACUUCUUGUUGGUUAUUAUUUGUGAUGCGUAAGACAUUUUUUUUUUUUUUUGUUAAGCUGUAGUCUAAAAAAAAU
This is a messenger RNA of Drosophila ficusphila, 1288 nucleotides long. RefSeq names its product syntaxin-4. The transcript is spliced from 8 exons. Lineage: Eukaryota; Metazoa; Arthropoda; Insecta; Diptera; Drosophilidae. The coding region runs from base 243 to 1238 and encodes 331 amino acids. The record is from RefSeq and is a predicted model, not a curated record. Gene Ontology annotation, cellular component: endomembrane system; SNARE complex; membrane. Gene Ontology annotation, biological process: intracellular protein transport; vesicle-mediated transport; vesicle fusion. Gene Ontology annotation, molecular function: SNARE binding; SNAP receptor activity.